Molecule: messenger RNA, 1230 nt
Organism: Candidula unifasciata
Lineage: Eukaryota; Metazoa; Mollusca; Gastropoda; Stylommatophora; Geomitridae
Source: the annotation of a GenBank genome assembly
AUACAAGAGGCGAUCAGGACAACUGAUGAGAAAAAUAAAGAACUGGUUGGUAAAUACACUCAUGAAAUACAACUCAGGAAACAGUACCACAAUCAGUUAGUGGAGUUGAAAGGUAACAUCCGUGUGUACUGCCGAGUGAGACCUUGCUUGCCUGAGGAUGGGUUCACGGAGCCGGUCGUGAGCUUUGACCCCUUUGAUGAUGGGGUCAUUAUGGUCAACAGCAAGGGGAAGUGCCAGAAGUUUCACAUGGACAAGGUUUUCAAUAUGAAUGUCAGUCAGUCAGAGGUAUUUGGGGAAGUUUCGGCACUGGUGCGCUCAGCCAUUGACGGUUUCAAUGUGUGCAUCUUUGCGUAUGGACAGACAGGUUCAGGAAAAACUCACACAAUGGAGGGGGUUUCCCAUGAUCCUGGUGUGAACCAAAGAGCGCUGCGGCUCUUGUAUGAGGAGACCAAGACAUCAGGCUGGCAGUACAGCAUUGAAACCAGCAUGCUAGAGAUUUACAAUGAGUCUCUGAGAGACUUGCUGAAUCCCGACCCCAACACUAACAAACUGGAGGUAAAGAUGAAACAGGAAGGAGGUUUCCACGUUCCUGGUUUGAUGACAGUGCCAGUCAAUUCUCUGUCUGAGGUCAACAAGAUUAUUGAGACAGGCCGUCAGAACAGAGCAACUGCCUCAACCAGCAUGAAUGAAAGGUCGUCACGGUCACAUAGUUUAUUAUGCGUCCAUGUCACCGGGGUCAAUGUUCUAACUGGUAACAAAACUUUUGGACGACUAAAUCUUGUGGAUCUGGCAGGCUCAGAGAGAGUGAGCAGGUCUCAGGCUGACGGAGCUCGACUGAAGGAAGCCCAGAAUAUCAACAAGUCACUGUCGAGUUUAGGUGAUGUCAUCAACGCUCUCAAGAACAAGCACGCUCAUGUGCCGUACCGGAACUCCAAGCUGACCUACUUGCUGCAGGAGUCAUUGGGUGGGGACAGCAAGACUCUAAUGAUCCUUCAGGUUUCACCGGGGGAAGAAAACGUCAGUGAAAGCAUCUGUACCCUCACUUUUGGUCAGAGAGUUCGAUCGGCAGAGUUGGGACCUGCCAAAAAGAAAACUGAGGGAACACCAACUGCUGCACGUUCAGCUGAGUCUGCUAACUCUCCUAUGAGUGGAACUCCUUUACUGAAAACACCAAAUCCAACAAAAGCAUCUCCUAUGCCUGUAAAACUUGGGCAGAGGCUAAAGCAGUGA